Diaporthe amygdali is the source of this 1146-nucleotide messenger RNA. Its product is annotated as isopropanol dehydrogenase. The transcript has a single exon. Bases 1 to 1146 code for a protein of 381 amino acids. The record is from RefSeq and is a predicted model, not a curated record. NCBI's taxonomy places the organism in Eukaryota, Fungi, Ascomycota, Sordariomycetes, Diaporthales, Diaporthaceae.
AUGCCAUCCUCAGAACACGUCACAAAUCGCGGCCUCUGGAUCGAGUCCUUCUCACAGCCUCUCCGAAUUGUGCCCCUUCCAUUCCCAUCAGCAACUACCGGUUCAGUCGUCACGCAGAUACUCGCAUCUCCUAUCCCGUCCUGCGCACAGCUCGUUCACAAUGGCACUAUCAAACUGCCAAAUUUCCCGCUGCCCUGUGUACCCAAUCCGAACGCCAUCGGACGAGUUCACGCCGUUGGCAAUGACGCCGUGCGCGUAAAGCCGGGUGAUCUGGUCUAUAUCGACUCUACAGUUCGCGGGCGCGACGACCCAAAUGUGAUGAUCAUGUCUGGGCAUAUCGGCGGCCAGCUCGUUGCUGGGAAGAAGCUGAUCCAAGGCGAGUGGCGAGAUGGUACCCUGCAACAGUACCACAAGUCGCCUUUAGAGAAUGUCUACCCGCUCAAUGAAGAACGCUUGUGUGUCGAGCUCGGCUAUUCGACAAGCAUGCUAGCGGCCAUCCCGUUCUAUGCGGUCGCUGCUGGUGCGAUUUUGGAGGCAGCCGAUGUCAAAGUCGCGGAGACAGUCGUCAUUGGACCAUCAGGGGGCGCCUUUGGCGGACUCGCAGUUGAAAUUGCUCUGGCAAUUGGUGCCAAUGUCAUCGCUCUCGGCCGAAGCGGUGCAAAACUUGAGGCGAUGAAAACCAAGCUGGGGAGUCCGCCUCAGCUAAAAUGCGUUGUUAUGACAGGUGACAUCGAGGCCGACAUUGCCGCCAUUCUGCAACAGACACCGAAUAGCGCAGGGGCCGAAGUCUAUAAUGAUUGGACCCCCGCAGAGCUGAAAGGUCCUGCGCCUUAUCUUUCGGCGGCUGUACAAGUCUUGAAGCGGGAGGGUCGGGUUGUCCUCAGCGGCGGCUCAAGUGCGGACCUCCCUGUGCCCUACGUCUUUGUCGGGAUGCAGGAUAUUCAGAUUAAGGGGAAAUGGAUGUGCAGCAAGAAGACCAUUGAACAGGUUAUUCGGAUGAUCGAGCAAGGUCGGCUUAGGAUCGGGUUUGAAAGCGGAUCCGAGUUGGCCGAGUUCACCCUGAACCAGCAUGAGAAGGCGACGGAGCAUGCCAGGAAACAUGGUGGGUGGAGGAACUAUACUGUCUUUGUGCCCAACCAAGGUUAA